CAGAGGAGAGGAGCGGCCGCCAUGUUAACCAAGAAGCCCGGAGCCUCGGUCCUCCCGACGGGCAAAGUGGGCGAGCCGGUCUACUCUCCUGGUCACAGCGGCUCUCAGACGACAUCACCCAUCGCUCUACCUCCGCUACGCAACAUCAACCACAACCCCCUGACGGGAGGCUCUAAAGCCGCCAUGUCGGACGCUGUGCAGCUGUCGUCGCAGUCGCAGGUCCACGUCACCCAGCUAUACGAGGAGAACACCAACAAGCGUCCGGUCCUGACCUCCCAACCCAACGGCCUGGCUCCGCUCAGCUCCACCCGGCCGGGCCUGCCCCUGCCGGACCGCCAGACCUCGGCCUCGGAGCCCUCCCAUCACCUCCGCCAGGGCAGCGCCGCCUCCACCAAGUCUGCGGACACUAAGCCAAAGCCCGCCGCCCUGACGCCGGACCAGUCCAUGAAGCAGUUCAUGGCCAAAAUGUCGUCGUUCGAACACCACGAGGUUUUCAACUAUCCUGAAGUGUAUUUUGUUGGUCCGAAUGCCAAGAAGAGAUCAGGAGUCAUGGGCGGAGCCAACAACAGCGGCUACGACGAUGAUCAGGGAUCCUACAUCCACGUCCCACAUGACCACAUCGCCUACCGCUACGAAGUCCUGAAAGUCAUCGGCAAGGGCAGCUUUGGACAGGUGGUGAAGGCCUUCGACCACAGAUCGCAGACCCACGUGGCUCUGAAGAUGGUCCGCAACGAGAAGCGUUUCCACCGGCAGGCGGCGGAGGAGAUCCGCAUCCUGGAGCACCUGAGGAAACAGGACAAAGACUCGAGCAUGAACGUCAUCCACAUGCUGGAGAACUUCACCUUCCGAAACCACAUCUGCAUGACGUUCGAGCUGCUCAGCAUGAACCUGUACGAGCUCAUCAAGAAGAACAAGUUCCAGGGCUUCAGCCUCCCGCUGGUCAGGAAGUUCGCCCACUCCAUCCUGCAGUGUCUGGACUCGCUGCACAAGAACCGCAUCAUCCACUGCGACCUCAAGCCCGAGAACAUUUUACUGAAGCAGCAGGGACGCAGCGGCAUCAAGGUCAUAGAUUUUGGUUCCAGCUGUUAUGAACAUCAGAGAGUUUACACCUACAUCCAGUCCAGGUUCUACAGAGCGCCGGAAGUCAUUCUAGGCUCACGGUACGGGAUGCCUAUCGACAUGUGGUCUCUGGGUUGCAUCCUGGCCGAGCUCCUGACUGGCUACCCGCUGCUGCCGGGCGAAGAUGAAGCAGAUCAGCUGGCCUGCAUCAUCGAGCUGGUGGGCAUGCCCAGUCAGAAGCUCCUCGACGCCUCCAAGCGAGCAAAGAACUUUGUGUCGUCCAAAGGUUACCCGCGGUACUGCACUGUUACGACGCUGCCCGACGGCACCACCGUGCUGAACGGCGGGCGGUCGCGGCGGGGGAAGGUACGCGGCCCGCCGGGCAGCAAGGACUGGAGCGCGGCGCUGAAGGGCUGCGACGACCCGCUGUUCCUGGAUUUCCUAAAACAGUGUCUGGAGUGGGACCCGGCGCUCAGGAUGACGCCCAGCCAGGCGCUGCGCCACUCGUGGUUGAGGAGGCGACUCCCGAAACCACCGGCGGGAACCACCACGGGGGAGAAGACCUCCUCGUCCAAACGGGGAACCACAGACGGCGGCAUCACUUCCAUCUCCAAACUAACCGCCACCUCUGCAACCACAACGUCCUCCUCCUCCAAAACCAGGACUAACUUGGCAGCGAUUACCGACGCCAACGGAAACAUCCAGCCUAGGACGGUUCUGCCAAAGCUGGUCAGCUGAGAGUGAAUGCACCCCGCUCGCUGUGGUGGGAAAUGAAACGUGAGCUUAAAACCAGCUUGGACCUGAAUAAAACUGGUGUGUCCAGUUUUGAAGAGCGUUUUGUUUUGGGUUUUUUUUUUUUUUUUAAAGCUGGUUUUCACAGCGUUGGGGUGCGUUCAGGACAAAUGCAGCCAUGGAAACGUGGCGUCGGGUAGUAUAUAAUAUGCAGAACGGGCCAGGCGGGGGAUGUGUUCAUGUAGGUGAGCUGAAGGAAAUCUGAUGAUGAUGAUGAUAAACUGUGGUGUAUUCAGACUCCUCAAAAAAACCUCAGUCCGGUCUGAAAACAGCAGCAGUUGUUUCAUAAUGUGAGCAGCGACCACAUUAACACUUUAAACAGACUGUUGAGCUGCUCAGACAAUCAAAAAAACAACACAACCGCACCGCUCUGUAGCUGCAAAACACAUCUAACACAUCUUAAAUCAGAAAUACAUGGUGCUGACGGAGGGAACAAGGCUGGGGUUCGUUUGUUUUUUUAAUGUUUUAAACACAUAAUUUAUAUAAAUGAGCUAAAAAGUUGAUCGAUUAGACACCAAAAAAAUCAUUUUCACACAUGA
Molecule: messenger RNA, 2390 nt
Organism: Scomber scombrus (Atlantic mackerel)
Lineage: Eukaryota; Metazoa; Chordata; Actinopteri; Scombriformes; Scombridae
Gene: dyrk2
Product: dual-specificity tyrosine-(Y)-phosphorylation regulated kinase 2
Exons: 7
Coding region: 22-1797 (591 amino acids)
Biological process (GO): peptidyl-threonine phosphorylation; peptidyl-serine phosphorylation
Cellular component (GO): nucleus
Molecular function (GO): protein serine/threonine/tyrosine kinase activity; protein serine/threonine kinase activity; ATP binding
Source: RefSeq, a predicted model, not a curated record